This is a messenger RNA of Austrofundulus limnaeus, 1419 nucleotides long. RefSeq lists its product as uncharacterized. Gene Ontology annotation, molecular function: RNA-DNA hybrid ribonuclease activity; nucleic acid binding. The transcript has a single exon. NCBI's taxonomy places the organism in Eukaryota, Metazoa, Chordata, Actinopteri, Cyprinodontiformes, Rivulidae. The record is from RefSeq and is a predicted model, not a curated record. The coding region runs from base 73 to 1011 and encodes 312 amino acids.
GAUGUUUCUGAAAUAAAUGGAACUGUAAAUGGCAUUUUGUUUCAGAAAAAGGGGGGUGAGAGACAGAUUUUAAUGUAUGCUAGUGUUUUGCUAGACAAUACAGAAAAAAGACACCCAGCUUGCAUCCAACUCGCAGCAGGAUUAGCAAAAAUCAUCCAAAAAACAGCUCACAUUGUAAUGGGUCAUCCUUUAAACAUCCUCACUUCCCACAAUGUAGUAGCGUAUGUCAACUCACAGAUUUUCACCAUGACAUCACUGAGACAACAGAGAAUGAGUAAAAUAUUAGGGGCUCCUAAUUUACUAUUCUCACAUGAAGGAAUAAACAAAGCAGACAGAAUGACAGCAGGACCAACACAUGACUGUGUGAGAAAAGUGCAGACAGAAGAAAAAAUCAGGCCAGAUUUAGAGACAGAACACAUACCAGGCUCAGAAGUGUUGUACACAGACGGUUGCUGCUUCUGGAUGGAAGAUGGUAACUUAAAAUCAGGAUAUGCAGUGGUGAGACAGGAAGGUCAAAGGUUUGAGAUUUUGUGGUCAGGACAGCUAGAAGGACAACAGUCAGCUCAGAAGGCAGAAAUUCAGGCAGUGGUAGAAGCUUUAAAGGUAGGAGCAGGAAAAGAGAUUACUCUGUACACAGAUUCAGCUUAUGCUUAUGGUGCAGUUCAUGUCCAGUUACCUCAGUGGAAAAGAGCACGGUUCUUGACAGCAGGACAGAWACCCAUUAAACAUGAGAAGUUGAUGAAAGAGUUGGCCGAGAGUUUGUUACUUCCAAAGAAGGUGGCAAUGGUGACGUGCAAAGGUCAUGACAUGAUUGGGUCAGAAACAGUAGAAGGAAACAGGCAGGCAGACAGAGCAGCAAAAGAUGCAGCAGGAUACACAGGAGCUAGACAGAUGGUGACAGUGGAGGAAGAGUGCCAGCAGGACAGUUACUGGGGGGAGCAGAAGUCCAGAGAGCACAAGAGAAGGCCUCUACAGAGGAAAAGUCAUUAUGGAAGAGAAAAGGGGGUCUGAUAGAUGAAGAGGAUGGCUUGUGGAAGGGACCACAGAAUAGAUGGGUUUUGCCAAUGACACUGAGAGAAAAAGCUUUUCAGGAAGCUCAUGGUUUGGGACAUGUAGGGAUCAGAUAGAUGGAGAAAAUCUUAAACAAUGGUGGCACUUUCACAUGAAAGACAUGAUAGCUAAUCAUGUAGCUAUUUGUGAUAUUUGUACCACUUACAAAGCCAGACCAGUAAUCAAACCAGAAUUGAGAUCCUUUCCUUUGCUUUUCAGACCAUGGCAGGAAAUAAUCAUAGAUUACACAGACAUGGGAGAGUCAGUCAGAGGGCACAAGUAUAUAUUGAUGUGUGUUGACGCCUUUACAGGAUGGCCAGAGGCCUUACCUGCAAAAAGAGAAGACAGCAAAACAGUUGUAAAGUUCUU